Messenger RNA from Daldinia loculata, 1449 nucleotides. Its product is annotated as methyltransferase TYW3-domain-containing protein. NCBI's taxonomy places the organism in Eukaryota, Fungi, Ascomycota, Sordariomycetes, Xylariales, Hypoxylaceae. Gene Ontology annotation, molecular function: tRNA methyltransferase activity. The record is from RefSeq and is a predicted model, not a curated record. Gene Ontology annotation, cellular component: cytoplasm. The coding region runs from base 206 to 1294 and encodes 362 amino acids. Gene Ontology annotation, biological process: tRNA methylation. The transcript is spliced from 3 exons.
AUUUAAUUUAGAAAUAUGUCAAGAAAUUUAUAUAAUAUGAACUCGGGUGAUUUGCCAUAUUUCUUAAACCUAUUUUUUUUAUAAGGCGCGAGUACUUUAUUUCUAUGAAGAUAGUUAUCAGGUUGUUAAUUUUAGUGGAUUCUUACGGAUCAAACAGUCCAAAUUUUUCUCAAAUUUUAUCUUAAGAGAAAGGCAGGAAACACCAAUGAAAAUGAAGGGGGACCUGCCCCUCCCAACGCCGCCUCCCACUUUCACCCGGAGAAAGAUCCGGAUCCUGGAGCAGUUAGCCCGCCCGGAUGACGAGUACACGGAUGCUUCGCCCAAGGGGUCCGUGGACGCGGGGAUCCGCGAGUUGAUUGGUGAAGUUAAUGGGUUGGACGGGUUCGUCACGACGAGUAGUUGUGCGGGGAGGGUGAGCGUGUUUCUGGAGGGGAGCAAGAAGGCUGUUGCUGUUGGUGAGGAGGAUGGGGGAGAAGGAGAUGGGGUCGAGGAGGAUGAUGAUGAUGAUGAUAAUGAUGAUGAUGCUGGGAAAACCGAGGUUAGGAAACUUGCGGGUGUGGGUGGGAAGGGCGGUGGGGGUGCGUGGUUAUUUGUCUCGCAUGAUCCGGUUCCGUUGGGACAGGGCGAAGGGGAUGAUGUGGAGGAGAUGUUGGGGCUGAGGAGAUGUCCUGAGGAGGAGGAGGAGGAGGAGGAGGAAGAGAGAGACGAGGCUGGGGAAAUGCUAGCGGAUGGUUCUGUUCGGGAUGUCGCUGCUGCGAGGCUUGUCCACUUCAAGUUCGAGCCUAUGAUUCUCCACGUCUUGACCGCCUCACCAGAGCACGCCCAGCUCCUCCUCCGGUGUGCUCUACAAGCCGGGUUCCGGGAGAGCGGCGCCGUGAGUCUAACCCCCGCUGCCGGAGAACAGCACGCAACCCCCAUAGUCGCCAUCCGGUCCAUGGGCCUCACGUUCGAGUCCCUGAUCGGAUACCAGUCCGGAGGCCGCAGCAGCAACGACAAGCUUCGCCGCACCGUGUCGCCGGCGUAUCUACGGACGCUUAUCCGCAUCGCCAACGAGCGGUUCGUCGAGAACGCGAAGAGGAUCGGGAGAUUCCGGGCGGCUCUUGCGGAGGCGAGGAGGCCGGUGGGCGAGAGCGGGUGGGAAGACGCGCGGGUCCGGCGGGAGAGAAAGAGAGCGGAGGGUCUGAGGAGGAGAGAGGAGUUACGGAGGCAGAAGUAUGGUGGUGGUGGUGGUGGUGAUGCCGCAGCUGUAGAAAAUUCGACUUUAGAUGUCUCGUUAAAUACAGAUUUCACAUGAAUAAUAAUACUCAGCAUAUAGCACGGAAGUGCGAGAAACCAAUUAUCAUCCAUCUUUCUAUACAGCUCUGUUUUCCCUGAGCGCUUCCUAAAAUGCUAUGCUAUAAGUGUCGAAUAUUGUUACAACAGAGUAUCUAUCGUAGGUAUUAGGGGUUU